AUGGAUCAAGAACUUGUACAAUAUAUAAAUGCACUUGGUAAACAAGUUGAUGAUCUAUAUAACGAUGCAAAAAAUCUUGGCCAACUUAUUCAACAGGAUCCUGAAGCUGCUCAGAAAAAUUAUAAUGCCUAUAAUGAAAUCGUCAACAAUCGUCAAAAUCUUUGUUUUUUAUUAAUGUAUAGCUUCAAAAACAGCCCUGAAUGGGAGAGAUCACUGGUAAGAUAUAUUGCAGACUUUAUUGAGUUUCGCUUCAUAAAUGAACCAGAGUCAAAAGAAACUGUACAUAAUAUUGUUAAAUUUGCAGGAAUUAUCUUUAUUAAGACACCUAAAAUCAAUAACAAACCAAACGUUCAAGAGUAUAUCAAAUUAGCUCACAUUGCUUCAUAUAAAUUUAGAUUUCAUCAGCUAUUCUUUCAAAAUUUAAAUAAAAUUUUCGAGGACUUUGAUAACCAAUCAUACAGAAUACUAUAUUUAAUCCAAAUUAUUGGUUUAGGUUUUGCUAAUUAUUUUAGUCCAUUAUACAAGAUUUUAUUCCAUGGUAUUACCAAUUUAUCUGGUGAUAUUCAGUUAUCCUACAUCAAUUACUUUAUUGGAAGUAUUAAUACAAUUGUAUGCAGCAAAGGAAUUACUGAAGAAAUCAUCAAUAAAUUUAUUGAGAUUUUUGUUAAUAGUUCUGAUCCAAACCUUACUUUUGCAAUGAUCAGAUUAUUCACGACAAUAAAUCAAUAUUACAGAGAAAACAGAUCUUCUGAUGAAAUUUUAGCCAUUGCUGCAUUACAAGAGAAUUUAAUGGAAUAUGUAUUAAACGCUCUUACUUUGGAUGGUGCUCUUAACGAAAUUGAUUCAAUUUUGAAGGAAAUUCUUUUCAUUGUCAACGAAAACAACUAUUUAUUAUUAUUUGAUGAAAAUUUAAUUAAAGAAUUUAUAAAUUUAUGCAAACUUUCAGAGAACGAUCUUAGUUCUUUGUCAGAAGAAAAUAAAAUUUUCGAAUUUUAUGACGGAUCAUACCAAAACAACAGAAAUUAUGUUCUUGAAAUAUUACAAAACCUUUCUUUCUAUGAUUUCGAAUUAAUUUUCUGGUUUUUGGCAAAUGAACAAUUAAUUAAUGAAUUUCCAGAAGAAUGUCUGUUUUUGAUCUCCGGAUUAUCCAAAAUAGCCAAAGAAAAUGAAGAUAAAUAUGAGAAUAUCAAAGAAAUUAUUUCUAAUAUUCUUAAAGAGAGAAAUGAUGGUCUGAUUCUUAUAAAUCAGAUAAUAAUUGCUGGAAAUUAUCACUUUUUAUACGAAAGAAAUGAUAUUCAGGCUUAUUUCGAAUACCUUUUGUCACCACCUGAUCAAGUUUCAAUUAAUUAUUGGCUUGCAUCAAUUUUAUCUGCUUUCUCUGCAUCAAAAUAUGAACAAUUCUAUAUUACUUAUGAAAUGUUUGUUCAAAUUUAUCAAUAUUGCCAAGAAACAAUGGAUACUACAUUGGAAGAAAAGAUAACAAAUUAUCUAUAUCAGCUAUCUAAAUAUCAAGAGUUUCCUCAAGAAAAUCUUAUUGAAUUCGUUAGUAAUUUGAUUCUAAUUGCUCUUUCAAUUCCGAAAAAUGAAGAAGAAAAGGAAAAUUCUCAUGUAGAUGAAUCAAAUCCAGUAUUGUUUGAAGAAAACGAAUCUGGAUAUUCUUCAUUAUUUGAAGAACAAAGGAGUUAUAAUUCCAAGCUUAGAUUACUUUUCAUUUUAGUUCCUUUUGUAACACAACAGAAUUUCAUCGAUGAAAUGUUUAGUUUGUAUGAUGAAUUUUUCGGAUCAGAAUGUUCAGAUAUUUUAUCAACAGAUCAAACUCCACAGUUUGUUUAUGCCGCUAUUCGAUCACCGCUGUUUGAUUUUGAAGAACAAUUCGAGAAAAUUCAAAAUGUCACAGAAAAUAUUGCUAAAUUAGAAGAACCUUCUAAUCAGACAUUGUUUAUGAAUUCUAUUUUGAUGCUCAAAAAGAUUCCUGAAUCAUUGAUUCCUUAUUUCAAAGAGAAAGUUUCUUAUUAUUUCGAUGAUGAAAAAGGUUCUGCAUUCGAAUAUCAUAGUGAUCAGCUCUUAGGAGCAAUGCUUAUUUCCAAUUCCAUUCUUCAAGGAAUAUUCACUCUUGAAGAAGCUUUGCAAAAACUUCAAUCAAUUUUCAUGUUCGAAAAUGAAGAACAAGGAGAAGAAGAAGAGAAAAACGAAGAACUUACGAAUUUGAGAAUAUAUUAUUCUCAUCUUCUUGUCAGAUCAGCUUAUUUACUCUCAAUUCCAAAUGAAGAAAUUCAAACAAGGUUGGAUCAAAUUAAUGCUUUGUUAAAUGAAUGUUUGGAAUAUCUUUCUUUGGGAAUCAGAUUUAGAAACAUUGAUUUCAAUCUUAUUGCAAGCGCAUUCAAGCGAUUUUCACAAGAAGAAGCUUUUGUUAAUGCUUGUAACCAAUAUCCACCAGUCAAUGACCCUGUUGCUGAUGAUAACGAUUUAUCCGAUUUUUAUCGAUUUGAUAAUAGUGAUUCUAUAUUCCAUUACAUUUUCCUUGAAUAA
Messenger RNA from Trichomonas vaginalis G3, 2529 nucleotides. RefSeq lists its product as uncharacterized. The coding region runs from base 1 to 2529 and encodes 842 amino acids. NCBI's taxonomy places the organism in Eukaryota, Parabasalia, Trichomonadida, Trichomonadidae. The record is from RefSeq and is a predicted model, not a curated record. The transcript has a single exon.